Molecule: messenger RNA, 300 nt
Organism: Protopolystoma xenopodis
Lineage: Eukaryota; Metazoa; Platyhelminthes; Monogenea; Polystomatidea; Polystomatidae
Source: the annotation of a GenBank genome assembly
AUGCGAAGAGGAGGACGCAACUGGGCCGUGGUCUCGAUAGCUGGAACCUUCCAGAAGCAACGAGUUGAAGCAAAAGGACGGCGUGGAGGCAGGCAGGUGCUAUCGGCCUACUGCCUGGUGUGGAGUGAAUGCCGGCUCCUGAUUGGUGCUGGCUUCGGAUGGGCGUCGGCUUCUGAUUGGUGCCGGCCGAUCGACACUCGCCUCGGUGCCGGUAAUCACAGUCUGCCAGGUCCAAUGGCUGGCCUCGGCACUGCCGGUGAGAACUGCUCGGCCGAUAGACGGAUGAGUCAUGCUGCGUGA